AUGACCGUUUUGCCGCUUUUAUGGUCGGGAUGUUUUAUCGUACUUUUUUCGCACGGGUGGCUUUCGACGUGGCUGAACUGUCCAGAGAGAUCCGACUCUCGGCCGAGAUGGCGGUGCAACUUCAAAGGAAGUGUGAUGGGCGAAUGUGUGAGGUGGCCGCCUGCGGACCGGGCUGAAAUGAACAUGCACACAGGCAGGCGGAGGGGCGGAGAAAAUUGAGGAGGGGGAGUGCCUGGAGCAGGAGGAUCGGGUCUGUCCAGCUAAUCAAGCAUCAACUUCAUCAUCAUCACCGCGGAUGCACCGUGAACAGUUACUCAUAUAGGAAAUGCAUGGGUAAUCGGAGGAAAAUGAGCGGCUUGCCUUUGAUGAGUUGGAGAUAAAUAUAGUUUCACAGUUAUUAUGAGGAUGCAGAAA
This is a messenger RNA of Drosophila teissieri, 414 nucleotides long. RefSeq lists its product as uncharacterized. The record is from RefSeq and is a predicted model, not a curated record. Lineage: Eukaryota; Metazoa; Arthropoda; Insecta; Diptera; Drosophilidae.